Physeter macrocephalus (sperm whale) is the source of this 1431-nucleotide messenger RNA. RefSeq names its product solute carrier family 25 member 6 (gene SLC25A6). The record is from RefSeq and is a predicted model, not a curated record. Gene Ontology annotation, molecular function: ATP:ADP antiporter activity. Gene Ontology annotation, biological process: mitochondrial ATP transmembrane transport; negative regulation of mitochondrial outer membrane permeabilization involved in apoptotic signaling pathway; mitochondrial ADP transmembrane transport. Bases 147 to 1043 code for a protein of 298 amino acids. The transcript is spliced from 4 exons. NCBI's taxonomy places the organism in Eukaryota, Metazoa, Chordata, Mammalia, Artiodactyla, Physeteridae. Gene Ontology annotation, cellular component: mitochondrial inner membrane.
GCGGGGCGGGGGCGCCUUAGCGGCUGCGCGCUACCCGCCCAGUCUUUUCGGUCCCGGCGGCGGCAUCGCAGACCAGCGUUGCCCAGCCUCCGGCUCUCCGCGCCUCACCUCCUUUCUCUUCCCGCUGCGUUGCCCGCCUCGCUACCAUGACGGAACAGGCCAUCUCAUUUGCCAAGGACUUCCUGGCCGGAGGCAUUGCCGCCGCCAUCUCCAAGACUGCCGUGGCCCCGAUCGAGCGGGUCAAGCUGCUGCUACAGGUACAGCACGCCAGCAAGCAGAUCGCGGCCGACAAACAGUACAAGGGCAUCGUGGACUGCAUCGUGCGCAUCCCCAAGGAGCAGGGUGUGCUGUCUUUCUGGAGGGGCAACCUGGCCAAUGUCAUCCGCUACUUCCCCACGCAAGCCCUCAACUUCGCCUUUAAGGAUAAGUAUAAGCAGAUCUUCCUGGGGGGCGUGGACAAGCACACGCAGUUCUGGAAGUACUUCGCUGGCAACUUGGCCUCCGGCGGGGCGGCCGGAGCCACCUCCCUCUGCUUCGUCUACCCCCUGGAUUUCGCCAGAACCCGGCUGGCGGCUGACGUCGGCAAAUCCGGCACGGAGCGGGAGUUCAAAGGCCUGGGAGACUGUCUGGUGAAGAUCACCAAGUCUGACGGCAUCCGGGGGCUGUACCAGGGCUUCAACGUGUCUGUGCAGGGCAUCAUCAUCUACCGGGCCGCGUACUUCGGUGUGUAUGACACCGCCAAAGGCAUGCUCCCCGACCCUAAGAACACACACAUCGUGGUGAGCUGGAUGAUCGCGCAGACGGUGACGGCCGUGGCAGGCGUGGUCUCCUACCCCUUCGACACCGUACGGCGGAGGAUGAUGAUGCAGUCGGGGCGCAAAGGAGCCGAUAUCAUGUACAGGGGCACCUUGGACUGCUGGCGAAAGAUCUUCAAGGACGAGGGCGGCAGAGCCUUUUUUAAGGGCGCCUGGUCCAACGUGCUCCGCGGCAUGGGCGGCGCCUUCGUGCUGGUCCUGUAUGAUGAGCUGAAGAAGGUCAUCUAGGCGCCCUGCCCGCCCGCCACAGCGACCAACACCUCUACGUAGAGGAAUACCUGUUACGGACCAUCGACCUUCGAGAAAUUCCAGUGUCCUCGCGGAGGGCUGGGGCGGCCCCCGCAGAGGGCUUCUUGUGAUCGUCGGCCCUGGGUCCAUGUAUUGAUUACGGGGGGAGGGGAAUCGUGACGUCUUCGUGGGUCCACAGGUGGUGAGGCACCUCUACUCGCCAGACCUAGACUCCAGGUGCUUGUAGGACCGACUCGUGUUUAAGUAUUUAUUUAAGAAAAUCGUGUCUCCAUUUGUACUUAAGCACUAUUCUCUUUUGCACAGCCGAAUAUUUGCAAUUAUGUUCUAUGUUGGGCAUUCUGCUGCGAAACAAUAAAAUUAGGACACA